AUGGCAGAUAUCGAAGCUAAAGUCCGUGAGAACUUAUAUCGAUUAAUCAUCAGUCAACUGUUUUAUGAUGGUCAUCAAAACAUUGCAACAACUCUGGCCACCACAGUUCGAACAUAUCCAGCAUGUCCACCAUCAGACCGUUUGAUGAAACUGUUACAACUUGGAUUAAAAGCGGAAGAAGCUCAAAAUCCCCAGCAACAAGUCCCCACAGAGGCCGUGACUCCAGGCACAGGAAUUGACUUGGAAUAUGAAACAGAUGUGCAAACCAUUUCUCCUGAAGCAGCUUUAUAUGAGACUUGUUAUGUCACUGCACACAAGGCAGCUUGUAGGGCAGGAGCCUUUCACCAUUCAGGUCAGCUGAUUGCUACUGGUUCUGAGGAUGCUUCUAUAAAGAUUUUAGAUGUCGAAAGAAUGUUGGCCAAAAGUGCAACCCCUGCUGAGAUUAUUGCCAUGGAAACACCACAACAAACAAUGGAGAACCACCCUGUCAUCAGAACCUUAUAUGACCACAAUGCUGAAGUUACAUCUCUGGAUUUUCACCCUUUCCAUCAGAUUUUGGUGUCAGGAAGCAAAGACUUCAGUGUCAAAUUUUUUGAAUUCUCAAAACCUUCAGUUAAAAAAGCCUACAAAAGCAUCCAGGAAUCUGCACCCGUUAGAUGUCUUUCAUUCCAUCCAUCAGGAGAUUAUAUUUUGGUUGGAACUCAGCAUCCAGUCUUACGACUUUAUGAUGUCAAUACAUUCCAAUGUUUUGUGUCUGGUAAUCCUGCUGACCAACAUGUUGGACCAAUCACUUCCGUCAAGUGGAGUCCCAAUGCUCAUUUGUAUGUGACCAGCUCUAAAGAUGGAGAUCUGAAAUUAUGGGAUGGUGUUAGUAACAAAUGCAUCAAUACUUUCAAACAUGCACAUGAUGGACAAGAAGUCUGCUCGGCUGUCUUCUCACGCAAUUCUAAAUACAUUUUAUCUAGUGGAAAAGAUUCAUUGGUUCGGCUUUGGGAAUUAUCCACAAAUCGUUGUCUUAUUAUUUACACUGGAGCUGGCUCCACAGGGAAAAUGGAACAUCGCAGUCAAACUGUGUUUAAUCACACUGAAGAUUAUGUAUUAUUUCCUGAUGAAAAGACUACCAGUUUGUGUUGUUGGGAUUCUCGUAAUGCUGAAAGACAAAGAUUAUUAUCCCUUGGUCAUAAUAAUGUCGUUCGAACAAUUGUUCAUUCACCAACGGGUCCAGCGUUCCUGACAUGCAGUGAUGAUUUUCGUGCUCGGUUCUGGUAUCGGAAAGCUAACAGUGACUGA
Acanthosepion pharaonis is the source of this 1290-nucleotide messenger RNA. Lineage: Eukaryota; Metazoa; Mollusca; Cephalopoda; Sepiida; Sepiidae. The record is from the annotation of a GenBank genome assembly.